AUGUCUGUCCUGGACUUCGAGGGCAGUAAUUGUCUUCGACAGCGACUGGUGCUGUCGAUCCUGUCCGGCAAAGCCAUCCGUAUCACAAACAUUAGGUCCAAAGACAUGGACAGUGGACUGAAUCCGUCGGAAAUGAAUUUAUUAAAACUGGUGGAGAAGGUGACCAACGGGUCAGACAUAUACGUGGAUCAGAUGGGGACCAGACUUCAGUUCAAACCCGNCAUCCGUAUCACAAACAUUAGGUCCAAAGACAUGGACAGUGGACUGAAUCCGUCGGAAAUGAAUUUAUUAAAACUGGUGGAGAAGGUGACCAACGGGUCAGACAUAUACGUGGAUCAGAUGGGGACCAGACUUCAGUUCAAACCCGGCCUCCCAUACGGCGGUCAGAUAGAGCACGACUGCGGUCUUCACCGAAGUAUCGUCUACUCACUGGAACUGCUGGUGAUGUUGAGUCCCUUCUGCAAACACCCGGUCGACGCACGACUCACCGGAAUCACCAACGAUAGGGUCGACCCCUCGGUGGACGCCAUCAAACACUCGGCGUUGGCGGCGAUGAAACCCUUCUUCGGGUUCGUCGAUCCCGAAGACCUGGAGAUCAAUGUCGUGAACAGAGGUCUGCCGCCCGAUGGCGGCGGAUGUGUUACCUUCAAGUGUCCCAUUCGGCGACUCCUGCGACCGAUUCAGUGCCUGAGCGCCGGCAAAGUGAAGCGAAUCCGUGGCGUAGCCUUUGCCACAAGAGUGUCGCCACAGAUAGCGAACCGAAUGGUGACCGAAGCGAAGGGUAUUCUUCUGAAAUACAUCCCCGAUAUCUACAUCUAUACGGAUCACCUGAAAGGCGCCAAAAGUGGCAAAUCCCGGGGGUUUGGUCUGUGUUUGUGGGCCGAGACCACUACCGGUGUCUUCUAUACGGGCGACGCUGUGUCCCAUCCGUCCGGUUCGGGCAAAGAGACGGAAGCCGUGGCCGAGGAUAUCGCCAAAGAAGCGGCGCAUUCGCUGCUGAACGACAUCUUCAGAGGCGGUGCUGUCGAUACGCUGUCACAGGGAUUGUGUGUCCUCUUCAUGGCCUUCGGGCAGAGGGACCUCUCGAAGGCAGAGUUGGGUCCUCUCACGCCAUACGCCAUACAAAUGCUGAGACACAUCAAGACAUUCGUGGACUUGACGUUCAAAUUGGAGUCCAAACAGAGCGGUGGUGACAGUGAGGACAUUGAGGACCAGUUGAGAAUGGGCUCCAAGAAAGUGUUGGCCACUUGUGUGGGCAUCGGUUACUCUAAUUUGAAUAAAACUUUGAGAAUGGGCUCCAAGAAAGUGUUGGCCACUUGUGUGGGCAUCGGUUACUCUAAUUUGAAUAAAACUUCCUGGAGUCGUGAAGUUCCUAAAAUUGGCGUUUCGAAUGUGAUUAUCGGUGAGAUUGCCUUAGGGUUGGGUCCUCCCGGUGCCGUCUCAUUCAUUUUUAUCGCCCAUCCCCUCAUUAUUUUCACCAUAAAGUCUAGGUUUGCUUGCAAUAGGUCUAAGUCUUAUGCAAAGCAAAUACCCGUCAAAUCUGCCCAAAGAGUUACAGAACUCUGUCUUAUGAUCUCAUCCGAGACCUCGAGAUUGACGGCCUGUCCCCUCGCCAUCAGCGCUGUUGUGAAAUUGGGUCCAAAGUAUAGCUCGCCGUAA
Molecule: messenger RNA, 1659 nt
Organism: Oppiella nova
Lineage: Eukaryota; Metazoa; Arthropoda; Arachnida; Sarcoptiformes; Oppiidae
Source: the annotation of a GenBank genome assembly